GAUAUUUUCAGGAGAUUGGGUGUAGUGUCACAGAGCACCCACAUCACUAGCUAGAGAACUGUCCAUUAACCUGAUACAGGAGGUGCAUGUCCACACACAACUCCAGGUUGGAUCCUGUUAAGCCUACCUGUCUCCAGUAGCCCAGGAUCUUCGGCAGGUCCUGUUUCAGUGCCCAGGAAGAACGCACUGGGAAACACUGCGACUUUGGAGGACUGCCCGUACAUGUUGGGUUGUGACAAGUAUAAUUAUUUUGCCUCUAGGUAAUGGUGUUAGAAUCAGCCUGAUCUGCGCAACUACCUCCACUUUUCCAGACAGACUUUCCGGACAGGGCACUGGCACAAGAAGGCCUGGACCUUGGACGCAGAAGCUCUGUACGGCGUGUUGUAGUACCAAUGGCUCGCCUGUUCCCUUGCACUCACUUUGUCCUACUGUUACUGCUGCAGCUAACGUCCCCAUCUGCAGGUGCACUAGAGAUGAUAGAUGGCGCAAAUCGACUCACCUGCGACCAGGGCCUGACUGACUGCAGUGUAAAAGAUGUUGCCUUUCCUGGCAUGAAGGGUCCUGUGAAAGUUAGCCGGCUGGAGCUCAGCGUGUUUCUGUGUUGCACCAACGGCCAAUACUGCAAACCCUGCCUGCGAGUCACGGUCUACUUCACAAUCAAAGAUAAACAUGAGGACCAGGAAGUGUCUGGUGACUACAGUGACGAAGAUGACAGCUCUAACCAGAAGGAAUUAAGAGAAGAGAGUCUCCUAGGGAUGCCACGCAGCACAACAGCAGCUUCUGUAACCGUGUGUUACAGCUACCCAAACAUUUUGAAUCGCUGCAAAGAAGUGACAUUUACAUUGAUCCAUUCAGCUCUGGGGGACCAGCACCCUCCUGAGCUGUGGCUGUCCAUAUUGUUGGAGCCAGAGCCAGUACAAUAUGGAAGUCCAGUCAUCGUCCACGCAUUAUCUACCUCCGUUACCACCACUAUCCCCUCCUUAGAAGAUGUUUGUUCCCCUGACCUAGAUAGUGUUGUGAAAGAAUGUGAUGCGCCCAAGCUCAGAGCUGUGAUUGAUAAGAAGAGAGGUGUGGCUGUGCUCCAACUGGACAGUUCUAACAAGACACCGACCAGUGAGAUGGGCAUGUGCCAGAUGUUCGGGACUGGAGAACCUUGCAGAUACCAGAAGUGGAGCCAGAGAGAGAUGAGCAUUCCUUUGAGGUCUAUAGCGCCCUGUCUGUGCUUUCAGGUUUGGUGGAAGGGACAUAAUCUACGCAGAGAGAUCUGCCCCUUCAUGAACAACAAAGAGCUUUUCAGAAGAAUGUGGGACAACAACGUGUCCUUGUCAGUGGAGGAGGCUCAGACGAAGGUGGGGAACGGCACAGUGCUGAGUUGGAACGUGACUGCCCCCUGUCGCCUGGAGGGGGAACUGUGGCUGUGUAGAAGGGGCUCAGCGGGGGGGCAUUGCGAGGAGUUGAAGGGCUCCAGGCAGAGGAUGCAGAAGCACACACAUGCCGGGUGGACGCCCACUCUCCACGGACACUGGAAAAGAGGAGAGUUCAUCAAUGUGAACCCUCAUCCUGCUCUGUGUGUCCAGAUGAAAGUACAGGGGAUGGAUACAAAGCUGGAUCCCGUGUGUCCAUUUGCAACACCACGGAACCGAUGGCUCCUGACUCUCCUAAUAGGGCUGCUACUAAUCUGUUUGGCAAUACUUGGGGCCUACGUCAUACAUGGUGCUCUCAAAGGAUACGUGUGGAGAUGGUUGAAAGAUGAGGACAUAAAAGGUGCAGUAGGAGGUGGCCACAUUGUGUUGCUGUACCCUCCUGACAAUGAUCAGGCUGUGCUGGGUCUGGUGUGUCGUCUGGGCUUGUCCCUCUCCUCUCUGGGCUUCAGUGUAUCUCUAGACCUGUGGAGCCAGGCCGAGCUCAGUGUCCUGGGACCAGUUCCAUGGCUCCACUCCCGGCUUGAUCGCCUGCAGAGACAGGGGAAAGUGGUGCUGGUGCUGACCCAGGCAGCUUGGGAGAGGGCUGAGGAGUGGGGCAGUCGGGGCAGUCGGGGCUGGGAGAGGGAUACUCUCUGGGGGAGGGGGUGUGACGAGGAUGGGGAGUCAGGGGUGGGGUGUCGUUCUCCGUAUUCGGAUGUCUUCAGUGCCUCGCUCAGCUGCAUUCUAGCGGACUACUUGCAGGGCCGCGCCGGCGAACGCUUCACCCUUGUGCAGUUUGAGUGUCUGCCUCCAGUCGGCUGCCGCCCCCUACCUGAGCUCUUCAGGGGGCUGCCGCUCUUCAGCCUCCCCUCCCAGAGCCUGGGCUUCCUGACUGAACUGGCUUUGGGGCGAGGUAGGGGGGCAUCAUCAGGGCGACGAAGGCGGGCAGGGGGGCUCAGGGCAGCCUCACGGGCACUGGCUGGGGGGCUGAGAGGGUUUGUGGGGGGUUCGGCAAUGUUACGGCUGGCCGGGCUGCCCCAGGACUGUGUUGGUGCAGGGGUUGAGGACCCCUGGGAGUCUGUGCCGCUGCAGCCAUGUCUCACCACCUCACCGUCCAGCCCUGACAUGCCCAAGACCAGCGGGAUGGACUGGGUCUAAGAGGGCAGGAGAGGCUGAGGAGGAACCAGGGGCCUGUUCCGCAGGAUACUAACUGUGGCACUGACAUACUAUAAUCCGAUACUGGACAUUAGGGCUUCAGGAGAUGGUAGUUUGAAACUGUGUCUCAUGUACCUUUGGAGCUACUGUCCAAAGUAGAGCAUGACUUGUUAAUAUUGUAAAUGAUUAACUUUUGUGGUCCUGAAAAACUACUGUCAACUCCAGUUUAGAGAUUGCUCAGUUUGGCUGGGCGGCCAGCUCUAGAGAGGUUCUGGAUGGCUCCAAAGUUCUUCCAUUUAUGGUUCCAAAAAUGGUUCUGUCCUAUGUACAGUGCCUUCGGAAAGUAUUCAGACCCCUUGAAUGUUUCCUCCUUUUGUAACGUUACAAUUUAAAUCUAAAAUGAAUUCAAUAAAAACAAUUCCUCAACAAUCUACAAACAAUACCACAUAAUGACGAAGCUAAAAACAAAUAAAAAACAUACAAAAGUAUUCAGACCCUUUGCUAUGAGACUCGAAAUUGAGCUCAGGUGCAUCCUGUUUCCAUUGAUCAUCCUUGAGAUGUUUUUACAACUUGAUUGGAGUCCACCUGUGGUAAAUUCAAUUGAUUGGAAAUUAUUUGGAAAUGACACACCUGUCUAUAUAAGGUUCCACAGUUGGCAAUGCAUGUCAAAGCAAAAACCAAGCCAUGAGGUCGAAGAAAUUGUCCGUAGAGACCCAAGAGAGCAUUCUGUCGUGGCACAGAUCUGGGGAAGAGUACCAAAAGAAAUCUGCAGCAUUGAAGGUCCCCAAGAACACAGUGGCUUCAUUCUUAAAUGGAAGAACUUUGGAAUCACCAAGAAUCUCUAGAGCUGGCCGCCCAGCCAAACUUAGCAAUCGGGGGAGAAGGGCCUUGGUCAGGGAGGUGACCAAGAACCUAAUGGUCACUCUGACAUAGCUCUAGAGUUCCUCUGUGGAGAUGGGAGAACCUUCCAGAAGGACAGCCAUCUUUGCAGCACUCCACCAAUCAGGCCUUUAUGGUAUAGUGGCCAGAUGGAAGCCAUUCCUCAGUAAAAGGCACAUGACAGCCAGCUUGGAGUUUGGCAAAAGGCACCUAAAGACUCUCAGACCGUGAGAAACAAGAUUCACUGGUCUGAUAGAACCAAGAUUAAACUAUUUGGCCUGAAUUCCAGGCAUCACAUCUAGAGGAAAGCUGGCACCAUUGCUAUGGUGGUGGCAGCAUCAUGCUCUGGGGAUGUUUUUCAGCGGCAGGGACUGGGAGACUAGUCAGGAUCGAGGGAAAGAUGAACGGAGCAAAGUACAGAAAGAUCCUCGAUGAAAACCUGCUGCAGAGCGCUCAGGACCUUAGACUGGGGCAAAUGUUCACCUUCCAACAGGACAAUGACCUUAACCACAAAGCCAAAACAACGCAGGAGUGGCUUUGGGACAAGUCUCUGAAUGUCCUUGAGUGGCCCAGCCAGAGCCCGGACUUGAACCCGUUCGAACAUCUCUGGAGAAACCUGAAAAUAGCUGUGCAGCGACGCUCCCCUUCCAACCAGAGCUUGAGAGGAUCUGCAGAGAAGAAUGGGUGAACCUCCCCAAAUACAGUUGUGCCAAGCUUGUAGCUUCAUACCCAAUAAUGUCUAAAAAAUGUUUUUUGCUUUGUCAUUAUGGGGUAUUGUGUGUAGAAUAAUGUGUGUAGAUUGAUGGGGGAAAAAACUAUUUAAUCAAUUUUAGAGUAAGGCUGUAACCUAAUCAAAUGUAUAAAAAGUCAAGGGGUCUGAAUACUUUCUGAAGGCACUGUACAUAGUCAUUGAACACUGGUCACUUUUAUAAUGUUUACUUCCUGUUUUACCAUUUCAUAUGUAUAUACUGUAUUCUAAUCAAGGUUCACCCUAUAUAACUACUGCUGUACACACCUUUCCUUUCCUAUUCAUAUACUGUCAAUACUGUCCAUACCCUCCAUUAUAUAUACAGUGGGCAAAAAGUAUUUAGUCAGCCACCAAUUGUGCAAGUUCUCCCACUUAAAAAAGAUGAGAGAGGCCUGUAAUUUUCAUCAUAGGUACACUUAAACUAUGACAGACAAAAUGAGAAGAAAGAAAUCCAGAAAAUCACUUUUUAAUGAAUUUAUUUGCAAAUUAUGGUGGAAAAUAAGUAUUUGGUCAAUAACAAAAGUUUAUCUCAAUACUUUGUUAUAUACCCUUUGUUGGCAAUGACAGAGGUCAAACGUUUUCUGUAAGUCAUCACAAGGUUUUCACACACUGUUGCUGGUAUUUUGGCCCAUUCCUCCAUGCAGAUCUCCUCUAGAGCAGUGAUGUUUUGCGGCUGUUGCUGGGCAACACGGACUUUCAACUCCCUCCAAAGAUUUUCUAUGGGGUUGAGAUCUGGAGACUGGCUAGGCCACUCCAGGACCUUGAAAUGCUUCUUACAAAGCCACUCCUUCGUUGCCCGGGCGGUGUGUUUGGGAUCAUUGUCAUGCUGAAAGACCCAGCCACGUUUCAUCUUCAAUGCCCUUGCUGAUGGAAGGAGGUUUUCACUCAAAAUCUCACGAUACAUGGCCCCAUUCAUUCUUUCCUUUACACGGAUCAGUCGACCUGGUCCCUUUGCAGAAAAACAGCCCCAAAGCCUGAUGUCCCCAGCUCUCUGCAGGUCAUUCACUAGGUCCCCUCGUGUGGUUCUGGGAUUUUUGCUCACCGUUCUUGUGAUCAUUUUGACCCCACGGGGUGAGAUCUUGCGUGGAGUCCCAGAUCGAGGGAGAUUAUCAGUGGUCUUGUAUGUCUUCCAUUUCCUAAUAAUUGCUCCCACAGUUGAUUUCCUCAAACCAUUGCAGUUUCAGUCUUCCCAGCCUGGUGCAGGUCUACAAUUUUGUUUCUGGUGUCCUUUGACAGCUCUUUGGUCUUGGCCAUAGUGGAGUUUGGAGUGUGACUGUUUGAGGUUGUGGACAGGUGUCUUUUAUACUGAUAACAAGUUCAAACAGGUGCCAUUAAUACAGGUAACGAGUGGAGGACAGAGGAGCCUCUUAAAGAAGAAGUCUUGCUUGUGAGAGCCAGAAAUCUUGCUUGUUUGUAGGUGACCAAAUACUUAUUUUCCACCAUAAUUUGCAAAUAAAUUCAUUAAAAAUCCUACAAUGUGUUUUCUGGAUUUUUUUUCUCAUUUUGUGUGUCAUAGUUUAAGUGUACCUAUGAUGAAAAUUACAGGCCUCUCUCGUCUUUUUAAGUGGGAGAACUUGCACAAUUGGUGGCUGACUAAAUACUUUUUUGCCCCACUGUAUAUAUAUAUAUAUACAGUACCAGUCAAAAGUUUGGACACAUCUACUCAAGGGUUUUUCUUAAUAUUGAAGACAUCAAAACUAUGAAAUAAAACGUAUUGAAUCAUGUAGUAACUAAAAAAGUACAUAAAUGUUUAUUUUAGAAUCUUCAAAGUUUUAUUUUUUCAUCUUUAUUUAACUAGGCUAGUCAGUUAAGAACAACUUCUUAUUUUCAAUGACGGCCUAGGAACAGUGGGUUAAACUGCCUGUUCAGGGGCAGAACGUCCGCUCGGGGUUUUGAACUUUGAACUAGUCCAACACUCUAACCACUAGGCUACUCUGCUGCUACCCUUUUCCUUGAUGACAGCUUUGCAAACUCUUGGCAUUCUCUCAAACAGCUUCAUGAGGUAGUCACCUGGAAAGCAUUUCAGUCAACAGGUGUGUCUUGUUACUAAAAGUUAAUUUGUUAAUUUGUGGAAUUUAUUUCCCCCGUAAUGCGUUUGAGCCAAUCAGUUGUGUUGUGACAAGGUAGCGGUGGUAUACAGAAGAUAGCCCUAUUUGGUGAAAGACCAAGUCCAUAUUAUGGCAAGAACAGCUCAAAUAAGCAAAGAGAAACGGCAGUCCAUCAUUACUAUAACACAUGAAGGUUAGUCAAUCUGGAAAAUUUCAAGAACUUUGUUUCUUCAAGGCCAGUCACAAAAAUCAUCAAGCGCUAUGAUAGGGCGGAAGGGUAGCCUAGAGUGUUGGCCUAGAGUGUUGGACUAGUAAUAAGAAGUGACAUGCUUGGGCCAAGAAACACAAGCAAUGGACAUAAGACCAGUGGAAAUCUGUCCUUUUGUCUGAUGAGUCCAAAUUUGAGACUUUUGGUUCCAACCGCCGUGUCUUUGUGAGAUGCAGAGUAGGUGAACGGAUGAUCUCCGCAUGUGUGGUUCCCACCGUGAAGCAUGGAGGAGGAGGUGUGAUGGUGUGGGAUUGCAUUGCUAGUGACACUGUCUGUGAUUUAUUUAGAAUUCAAGGUACAAUUUAACCAGCCUGGCUACCACAGCAUGCUGCAGCAAUACGCCAUCCCAUCUGGUUUGGGCUUAAUGGGACUAUCAUUUUUUUUUCAACAGGACAAUGACCCAAAACACACCUCCAGAAUGGGUAAUGGCUAUUUGACCAAGAAGGAGAGUGAUGGAGUGCUGCAUUGUGGCCUCCACAAUCACCUGACCUCAACCCAACUGAGAUGGUUUGGGGAUGAGUUGGACUGCAGAGUGAAGGAAAAGCAGCCAACAAGUGCUCAGCAUAUGUAAUAACUCCUUCAAGACUGUUGGAAAAGCAUUCCUCAUGAAACUGGUUGAGAGACUGCCAAGAGUGUGCAAAGCUGUCAUCAAGGCAAAGAGUGGCUACUUUGAAGAAUCUAAAAUGUAUUUGGAUUUGUUAAAAACUUUUUUGGUUGCUACAUGAUUCCAUAUGCGUUAUUUCAUAGUUUUGAUGUCUUCACUAUUAUUCUACAAUGUAGAAAAUAGUAAAUAUAAAUAAAAACCCUUGAAUGAG
This is a messenger RNA of Oncorhynchus nerka (sockeye salmon), 7316 nucleotides long. RefSeq names its product interleukin-17 receptor C-like. The record is from RefSeq and is a predicted model, not a curated record. Lineage: Eukaryota; Metazoa; Chordata; Actinopteri; Salmoniformes; Salmonidae. Gene Ontology annotation, molecular function: interleukin-17 receptor activity.